AUGCAGCUGGGCUGCAGGGGCGCCUCUGCGGGUGCGCGCCAGGCACUCAGAGCCCACAGGAAGAAGCAACAGGCAGGGGCCCUAAACGAGUAUAAGGAAAAGCUGCAGGCCCUGUCGAGGCAUGAAAAGGUCGUGCGAAUUGACCUGAAUGGAAAGGAGAAGAAAACGAGCAAGUACUUUUUCGAGAAGGAUAAAUAUGUGUACGUGAGGACCAAGGCGGAGAUUGAGCGGUUCGACAGGGGGGCAGGGCGGCCCAUCGGCGGGGCGUUGGUCCCGUCGGCGACGUCGGGGGCGACACCGGCCAUAACCACCGCCAGCGCCGCUAACAACGCUAACAAUGCUAACAUAGCCAACGCCGCUAACAUCGCCAACGCCGCUAACAUAGCCAACACAGCCAAGGAGCGAAGGCGGCGCAAAGCUGAGAAGGCCCUGCGAGACACGUACGACCUGACCCAGGAGGAACUGCUCUACAUGAAGUUUGUCCAAAAAAUAAAAAUCAAAAACAUUUACUCGCUACUCAACAACAUAAAAAAAAAUAAAUACAUAAACAAGAAGCAGAGAGACGUCAUCCUCAGCUGCAUCUACAAGUACGGAAGUCACAACUGCUAUGUGAUGUCAAAAAAGGAAUUUUUUUUCUUCCUUUACAUUUUCCCUCAGCAAUUAAAAUAUGCCACCAAAACAGUGCACUAUUUGAGGAGUCUCCUUGACAAGGACCACAUGACUCUCACCCAGUGUCUGAGAUUGAUAAGCGAAAAAAAUUUAUUCCAUGUGAACUGCUACCUUAGAAGUCAUUACGUCCGCUUCCUAACUCGAAAUGCACACAAAAUUAGCUUGCCACAGAUAUUGCACCUUUUAUCAAGAGGUUCCUACCUCUUCGCCAUCACCCCUGACUUCAAAACGGAGGAGGAACUGCUAGAUGAUCUCCUUAAAAAGAAGCUGCUUCAAAUUGUAAAGGAGACAAAGAAGGUUCCCCUUGAUGGAGACCUAAAAUGGGAUUACCUACACUUCAUAGAAUGGUGUACCCGUCAAGAAAAUAUGUACCUAAACCUCUUCUUUAACGACCUGUUUGUGCACCUACACAGGAGAGUAUUCAUCGACAACGUGGAUGUCCUAAAGCGGAACCAGGAUCAUGAAUACCUACAGAGAGUCCUAACCCUGGGGAGAUACAACCUCUGCAUAAACCACUUAAAUGUGUUAGCCUUCAGUAGUGAUGUCGGUUGCUUCCAUACGAGGGGGAACACCACCAAGGUGAAGGUCUUCCCGUCCUACAUUACGGGGCAGAGAAGGGGGGGAACGAAUAGGGACGCUCCCCGCGGGGGGGCACCCGGCGAAGCAGGAGAAGCAGGAGAAGCAAACGAAAUAGGAGAAGCAGGAGAAGCAAACGAAGCAGGAGAAGCAAUCGAAGAAGCUGCACCCGAUGCGCAAGAAAUGAACCAGCCAAGCAGGCACACCCAUGUAAACGCCGCCCCUCCGUGUGAUGAUCCAGCGGAGACAAACCAGUUUGCCACAAAACCAACGCGAGAAAGUGACACAUUGAGAAAUAUGAAAAUGGCCUUCUCCUUCUCGACCCCAUUCGAAAAAAUAAAAAGUAAUCGAUACGACGAGUUGAAGAACCUGUAUCAAAUUAACACAAAAAUUACAGAUAAAAAUGUUAAAAUUUUAUUGAGAUUUUUUCGGAUGCUAUAUCAUCACAGUAGUAGUUCAUCCCAUUUAGAGAAUCUUUUUUGCAGAGGUAAUUUUCCUCAAAUUAUUUCUGACCUGAGGAAGGGAUGGGAGAUUCCACCUUUCGAUCAUCAACCUAUGUGUAGGACUGACUAUGGAGAGAACUCCCCUCUUUGGAGACUCAUCUGUUGGUGGACCUCCGAUCAAGUGAUGAGUUCUCCCGACAAACAGGUACCCUUUUUUUACAACCUAUUCGAGCAUACCCAAGGAGGAACCCUCCCCAAGGGAGAGCUUCCAAUUCAGGAGAAGCAACUCCACCAAUGCGGAAUUGCCCAAUCGAAGACAGCCGAGACAGCCGAGACAGCCAAGACAGCCAAGACAGCCAAGACAGCCAAGACAGCCGAGACAGCGUCUCCUUCGUUGAGAUACACUUACCAAAUGGGCAGAUCACCUUGCAUGAUAACUCUGCAGCGAGCGGCUAACUUCCUCCUUAGCAUGCUAUCCAACUACCUUGACGGAGCGCCCUUCCAGAAGGAGCGAUUCCUAAUCAUCCUAUACUACUUGAACAGGUCCAUUUUGAAAGACGCGGCGGUGCAGACUCACCUCGAGACGAGGUUACACAAAAAUCAUGAGACAUUUCGGAAUAGAUUCUUUUAUGUGCACACCGGGUGCGGGGGGAAUAAGCCGAUGUUGGACAAGUCGCUGGUUGCGAAGGUGCGGGCCGCCUACUUGACGCGCUCUCCCUGUUUAAGCGGCGUACCCAGCCGUCCUAGUUCUCCCGGUUGGCGUAGCUCCCCGAUUCGCACCAACAAGGACACCCCGUCGGAUGAGCACACGCACGACAUGUACACCCAGAUGGAGAAUCUACUUCGGAAGAACCAACACUGCUUUACGCUGAACGACAUGAUCACCUUCAUCGUUACGUACAGCCUGAACGGGCUUUACCACUCGACCAUAUACUACUCCAUUUCAAAGUGGCUCCUUCGACACGACUUGGCCUCUCUCCCCGAUGAGAUGAAAAUAUUUUUAUUCAUCCACUUCAGCCAUUGCAAACACGUGUACAAGCCGCUCCUCUUGCACCUACUUCGUUUGGUGUCCCAAAUUGAUGAGAUUAACGAGCGGAGUGGUCUCCCCCUUCUGUGCUCUCUCAUCCACAUUCUAAUUAAUCAGGAUCACCGGGCAAAAAGGGUAAAAAUAAAACACGUCCGAUAUGUUGAGAGAAAAUUUGGACAAAUUCAGUGGCCUUAUUUUUUCCCUCUCGAGUUAUUUCUUUGGAACAGUGCACACAUGAUGGCUUCAAGAAGGACACCCACCUUGGAGAGUGACUCCAUGAGUGACAAAUUGAAGAACCGAGAAGGAAACUACAAAAGAACGACUUCCACUAUUCGUGAAAAAAAUGAUUCAACAGAAUUCACUCGUAACUUAGAUUUUAACGUGUCAAAGUUUGAGGAUUAUAUGAAGGAGAUUUUUCCAAAAAUAGUUCAGCAGUUGGAAAAACGUUUAGUUGUGGGACAUGAUCGACGGAUCAGUACCUCCGAUCGGGUGAUGUCCCCCGUUUCUCUUGCAGACCUUCACCCAUUGGAUGAAACCACACAGAAGGAAGUGCUUCAAAAUUGCAAAAAUCUCCUUUCAUACCAUUUCGUGGAGAGAAAUUUUUUGGUAAGUAGGAGGUCAUUGUACUAUGCUAUACUAGUGCAAUUUAAAAGGUGGGGAUGGGAUAAAACGAUUUAA
This is a messenger RNA of Plasmodium cynomolgi strain B, 3393 nucleotides long. RefSeq lists its product as hypothetical. The transcript is spliced from 2 exons. The record is from RefSeq and is a predicted model, not a curated record. The coding region runs from base 1 to 3393 and encodes 1130 amino acids. Lineage: Eukaryota; Apicomplexa; Aconoidasida; Haemosporida; Plasmodiidae.